Molecule: messenger RNA, 3055 nt
Organism: Pteronotus mesoamericanus
Lineage: Eukaryota; Metazoa; Chordata; Mammalia; Chiroptera; Mormoopidae
Gene: SLC9D1
Product: transmembrane and coiled-coil domains 3
Exons: 14
Coding region: 410-2446 (678 amino acids)
Biological process (GO): potassium ion transmembrane transport; proton transmembrane transport
Cellular component (GO): membrane
Molecular function (GO): potassium:proton antiporter activity
Source: RefSeq, a predicted model, not a curated record
UUGCCCACCCUUUUAAGGGGGCAGCUACCUGCUCUUGGUCGCGUCUGCAGAGACGGCGUUCGGGAGACGGGGGGUCGGGUGGCUCGGGGAGACUCCGUACCCGACCCGGUCCCUGUUCCUGCCCCAAGGGCGGUCCCGCCGCUUGCGAAGGGAUGCGGUACAGCCGAUUACUUGUCCGCCCUUGGCCUCCCGGAGCCAGAGAGCCGGACCCAGGACGCGCGGCGUCCGGAACAUCCCGAGGAAGCAAAGUAACUGGUACUGGACUCCCCUGUUCUUGCCACACCCACACUGCUUGUUCCGGAAUUUCCUACACACAGCCCAAGCACCAGCUGAAAAUGUUUAUCUAAAAUGCAAGCUCAGCUUAGCGGAAAUCUUUGGACUGCCUUGCUCUGUCCUCUAAAACUGGAUCAUGAAGGUAUUGGAAAAACAUUACUUUUGGAUGUUGCUUCCAUUGCUUCAUUUGAUAGCAAAUGCUGCGGAACAUGAAGAGGUAGCAAAACAUGCCAUCAAGCUGCACCGAGGCAAAGGGGCAGCUAUCACGCAGAGGAAGCAGUGGGUCCUAGAUGGCUGCAGAAAGCUCUCCGGCCUUCUUCGCCAAAAGGCUGUAGUUCUUAACAAACUGAAAAAUGCAAUCAGAGCAGUGGAAAAAGAUGUUGGCCUUUCGGAUGAAGAGAAGCUCUUUCAGGUGCACACAUUUGAAAUUUUCCAAAAAGAGCUCAACGAAAGUGAAAAUUCAGUCUUCCAGGCUAUCUAUGGACUCCAAAGAGCCCUGCAGGGAGAUUACAAAGACGUGGUGAACAUGAAAGAGAGCAGCAGGCAGCGCCUGGAGGCCUUGAGAGAGGCUGCCAUAAAGGAAGAGACAGAAUAUGUGGAACUUCUGGCAGCAGAAAAACAUCAAGUUGAAGCCCUUAAAAAUAUGCAACAUCAAAACAAAAGUUUAUCCAUGCUUGAUGAAAUUCUUGAAGAUGUAAGAAAGGCAGCCGAUCGUUUAGAGGAGGAAAUAGAGGAGCAUGCUUUUGAUGACAAUAAAUCAGUCAAGGGGGUCAAUUUUGAGGCAGUUCUGAGGGUGGAGGAAGAAGAGGCCAAUUCAAAGCAAAAUCUCACAAAACGGGAAGUGGAAGAUGACUUAGGUCUUAGCAUGCUGAUUGACUCCCAGAACAACCAGUAUAUUUUGACGAAGCCCAGAGAUGCAACAAUCCCGCGUGCAGAUCACCACUUCAUAAAGGACAUUGUUACCAUAGGAAUGUUGUCUUUACCUUGUGGCUGGCUCUGCACAACAAUAGGGUUGCCUACAAUGUUUGGUUAUAUUAUUUGUGGUGUACUUCUGGGACCUUCAGGACUAAAUAGUAUUAAGUCUAUUGUACAAGUGGAGACAUUAGGAGAAUUUGGUGUGUUCUUUACUCUUUUUCUUGUUGGCUUAGAAUUUUCCCCAGAAAAGCUGAGAAAGGUGUGGAAGAUCUCCUUACAAGGACCAUGUUAUAUGACACUACUAAUGAUUGCCUUUGGCUUAUUAUGGGGACACCUUUUACAGAUCAGACCCACUCAGAGCGUUUUUAUUUCCACUUGCUUGUCCUUAUCCAGCACACCCUUAGUGUCCAGAUUCCUCGUGGGCAGUGCCCGGGGUGAAAAAGAAGCAGGUGACCUUGACUACAGUGCUGUGUUGCUCGGAAUGCUGGUGAUGCAGGAUGUGCAGCUGGGGUUGUUCAUAGCCGUCAUGCCAACUCUUAUCCAAGCAGGAGCCAGUACCUAUGCUAGCAUUUUCAUGGAAAUACUACGAAUACUGGCUUUGAUUGGUCAGAUUCUUUUUUCGCUAGCUGCUGUUUUUCUGUUAUGUCUUGUUAUAAAGACUUAUCUCAUAGGACCAUACUAUCGAAAGCUGCACUUGGAAAGCAAAGGGAACAAAGAAAUCCUUAUCUUAGGAAUCUCUGCUUUCAUCUUUUUAAUGUUAACGGUCACAGAGCUGUUAGACAUCUCCAUGGAGCUGGGCUGCUUCCUGGCCGGAGCGCUCAUCUCUUCCCAAGGCCACAUGGUCACCGAGGAGAUCGUGUCUUACAUCGAGCCUAUUCGAGACUUCCUGGCUAUCAUUUUUUUCGCAUCCAUAGGCCUUCACGUGUUUCCCACCUUUGUGGUGUAUGAGCUCACCAUCCUGAUGGUCCUCACGUUGUCGGUGGUCAUCAUGAAGUUUGUUCUGGCAGCACUGGUCUUGUCGCUCCUCUUGCCGAAAACCAGCCAGUAUAUCAAGUGGAUCGUGGCCGCAGGGCUGGCCCAGGUCAGCGAGUUCUCCUUCGUCCUGGGGAGCAGAGCGCGCCGAGCGGGCAUUAUUUCUCGGGAGGUGUACCUCCUAAUCCUGAGUGUGACCACGCUCAGCCUUUUACUGGCCCCGGUGCUGUGGAGAGCCGCAAUUACAAAGUGUGUGCCACGACCAGACCGACGGUCAAGCCUCUGAAGGCUCCAAGAUGAUCAGCAAGUUUGCAAAGCAAAACCUCCGUGCAGGGAAGCAGAAUGUUGGACAGUUCUGGAACUGCACUUUGGGGAACAAAAUACGCUAUUCAGCAGGGGGGUGUCUUAUUUGUCCAUCUUUACAAACUAUUACUGCCAUAUUUUAGAAUCUUCCAGAAUAAUUUAUUGCAUUCAAUUGAUCACGCACAGUAUAAACAUAACGCUGCAUUUUACAAAUCGCCUUGACUAUUUUGCCUGGAUGUGCCUUUUUUUCUGAAAUUAAUGUUAACUUUUUAUGGUUAUUUCAUCAUUUCAUGAUUUUUUGGAAAAAAAUUAGAAAGCUUUUUAAUUUAUUGUACAACUUUAGUGUUGUAAUCUGUUGGUUGAUAUUUGUUAUUAAGCAUUUCUGUGAUAUGAAAUUUUAAUUCUUGCAAUGAGUUUGGAAAAUUACUUUUAAUCCUUAAAGCCUAUGUUUUCUAAAAUGAUAUAAAUAUCUUCUAAAUAUCUAUUUGUUUAUUAUAACAAUUUUAAAUAAAACACUUUCAUGUCAAUUGUAUUAGGUAAAUAAUUCUUUAAAAAUACUUGGUUUUCACAUUUUUUAAAUAAAAGAUUCUUU